Messenger RNA from Pelmatolapia mariae (spotted tilapia), 3206 nucleotides. It is a transcript of the gene fbln1, whose product is annotated as fibulin 1. Gene Ontology annotation, molecular function: calcium ion binding; peptidase activator activity. Gene Ontology annotation, biological process: extracellular matrix organization. The record is from RefSeq and is a predicted model, not a curated record. Bases 230 to 2242 code for a protein of 670 amino acids. NCBI's taxonomy places the organism in Eukaryota, Metazoa, Chordata, Actinopteri, Cichliformes, Cichlidae. The transcript has 15 exons. Gene Ontology annotation, cellular component: extracellular region.
UCGCGGUGCCGUAAUUAGACGCUCAUUCCUUCAGUCAAGCUGCAACUGCGACUCUCAGCUCCAUCAAAUCCACUUCUUUCCCCAGUCUAGCUUCUUCUUCUUCAUCUUUUUUUAAGGGAGCACUGCAGUUUUUUUCACACAUCCCCGCGGAACAACCAGCAUCGGAAAGUCCACCUCGUCCACGUCUGUUUCUCUCCAGUUUUUGAUACUUUGAGUCUCACCUCUUUCAAUGGGUCUGCGCGUAGCGCUGCUUUGCUCUCUGUUCGGAGUUCUUCUUGGCCAAGGAGCAGAACAAAUCUCAAUGGAGGACUGCUGUAAAAAUGGGCAAAAGCAUGGCACCGAUCAUGAAGACUGUGCAUCCCUGCCCCUUAUCUCUGAGUCAACCACAUGCAGGAUAGUGCAGGAGCAGUGCUGUGUAACAGUGCUCGAGGAUAAAAUGUGCACCAAUGGUAUCAACAUUGCCAAAGACCAGGGGGCCUGCGAUUCUUUAUUCACCAACACCUGCGACACCAAGACUACAAAGAUGUGCUGUGACUGUUGUACUCUGGGUAAAACAGCCCAUGAGCUUGGCCUACCCUGUGACCACAACCUAUCUGUUGGCCAUCAGUGCAAUCUGGUGUCCCGGGCCUGCUGUGUGGAAGGAGCCACAGCGCAUCAGAGAGAACUGCCUAACAAGGACGAGACAACUGAAAAUGGAGAUUCAGCGUUAAAUAAUCAGUGCAAUGGGAAGUGUGCUCAUCGCUGUGUGGGGAAUGACACUUGUGCCUGUUUCAAAGGCUAUAAACUCAAACCAGAUGGAAAGAGCUGUGAGGACAUCAACGAGUGUUUGGUGGGAGCCAGCAACUGUCGGGGAGGAGAGCGUUGCAUCAACACGGAGGGCUCGUUCCGUUGCCAGAGAGAAGUCAGCUGUGGAACAGGAUAUGAGCUCACUGACAGCAACAACUGCAAAGAUAUUGAUGAGUGUGAGACCGGUAUCCAUAACUGUGGACCGCAGUUUCAAUGCCAAAACACCCAGGGGUCGUUCCGUUGUCUGCCCAAAGUUCAGUGUGGAUCUGGCUUUAUCCAGGAUGCUCUUGGAAACUGUAUUGAUAUAAAUGAAUGUGUUAGCCAGACAGGUCCAUGCAACAGGGGGCAGAUCUGUGUCAACACAGUGGGCUCGUACACCUGCCAGAGGAACUCGGUUAACUGCGGUCGAGGAUACCACCUCAAUGAAGAGGGCACACGCUGCGUUGAUAUCGAUGAGUGUAAGACCACUGAAAAUGUCUGUGGAGGUCAUGCGUGCCUCAACAUGUUGGGGUCUUACCGGUGUGAGUGUGAAGCUGGCUACAUGUUCAAUAGCAUCACUCGGCUUUGUGAAGAUGUCAAUGAAUGCAGGCAUUACCCUGGUCGUCUGUGUGCUCAUAAGUGUGAGAAUACUUUGGGAUCCUACAAAUGUAGCUGCACUACAGGCUUCGCGUUAGCUGCUGACGGCAGAAAUUGUGAUGAUUUGAACGAGUGUGAGAGCACCCCAUGUAGUCAAGAGUGCGCCAAUGUGUACGGUUCCUACCAGUGUUACUGCCGCCGUGGCUACCAGCUCAGUGACAUAGAUGGCACUACUUGUGAAGAUAUAGAUGAAUGUGCCCUGCCCACUGGAGGUCAUAUUUGCUCCUACCGCUGUCACAACACGCCUGGCAGUUUCCACUGUUCCUGCCCUGUCAAUGGCUACACCUUGGCAGUAAACGGGCGCAGCUGCCAGGAUAUUGAUGAAUGUGUGACAGGAAGCCAUACGUGCACAGAGAAUCAAAGCUGCUUCAAUGUACAGGGAGGAUUCAGAUGCCUGUCUUUCGAGUGUCCGAACAAUUACAGACGGGUCGGAGAGACUCGAUGCGAACGCUUGCUUUGCAAUGAGUCUGUCGAGUGCCUGACCAUGCCCCUGAGAAUAACCUACUACUACCUCACCUUCCCCACCAACAUCCCCAUCUUCACCACCAUCUUCCGCAUGGGCCCCUCCCACACCGUGCCUGGCGAUGACAUCCAGAUUGCUAUCACAGCUGGCAACGAGGACGGCUUCUUCAGAACUGAGCAGAUGCCCACUGGUGGUGUGAUGUCAGUGGCAAAGCUCAUCAACAAGCCGGAGGACUUUGAGCUGUCUCUGGAACUGAGGCUGCGCCGCUAUGGCACAGUCACUACAUACCUGGCUAAAGUGCUGGUGUUUGUUACACAGGAGGAGCCCAGAGUACCCUAUAAUCCCCUACUAGAAUAAACAAAAGGGAUUCACAGGUUUGCACAAGUUGUUACCCCCUUAAAAUAGAUGUGGCAUAUUAACUUAAUCUCACUAAGAAAUCAGAAAAAUUGCAAAAUGCAUGCAAGAGUAAAGCAUGGUGAUGCAAUAUAGCCUGCUAUAUAUUAAUGAUUACACAAGUUAAGUAUAGUAAGAGCAUGUACAGGUAAAAAUAUAAUUAUGAUUUCCAUGAGUUUCUGGCAAGUGCAGGCCUUUCAGGGCUACUGCUGGUCCAAAACUAUGGUGCCGCUGUCCCCUUUAUCUUGUCUGCUAUUGAGGCUUUUUUCUACUACAUUUUUUUUAAUGAAUGAACUCAAAUACUACUCUGUCUCCCAAUAAAUGCACAUUAAACAUGGCACAUUAUUUUUUAAUGACACUGUAAAAUACAUUAAUCAGAAGAAAAACAAUCACAAUUUGUAGUUGUAUAGCAUUGUACACAAUAAACCUUUUGUUUUAAACAAAAAAACAUAUGGAUUAUUAUUCAGGAGUUUAUAUUAGGGCCAACUGAAUGCAUCUUUUUAGGUGAGGCAUUGUCAAAGAAGCCACUGUAGGUGGCGUUCUAGGUCAGUGUAACUCUCAAAAUGGUAACAACCCAAGUUUGCCGACAACUGAGUGUAAUUUGAUGAUGGUUGCAUGAUAAAGUCUGACAUUUUGCAGUAUUUUAUGGUUUAUGUGCUGGAUGAACAGUUUUCUAUUAAAACUGAAAUAGAAAUAACACAUGUUCAAGUUAAAACCAGUGUUUGAUAAUGGUGCUUUGUGGGGUUUAAUCAAAUACAGCAAAGGGAGCAGUUGGAAUGUGAGGCUAAGUCACAGAUGGAGGCAUGAAGAUUUCCCCUCACAAAGUUUCAUAUUACUAUUAUUCCAGUAGUUUCAGAACAUUGCGUAUAUUCUGUUUUGUCAUUAAAAAAAUGUCCUUCAAUUACAAGAAAGUGUUUUAGUAUUUUAA